CUGUUCGCUGCUGAGCAGGGAUCGUAAAAUUGAAACACAUGAACUUACUGGAUUUCGCUGAUAUUUAUCGAAGUUUAGUUUACCUUUGCUUACUUUAUUGAGCUUCAGAGUGUGCAAAGAUCAAUAGUUAAGUGCCUUUAAUCCAUAAUAAGGCGCCGCUGCAGCAAAAAAGAGCUUUUCCUAUGCUAAAACUUUUAAAAGCAACUAUGGUUAGAAUACACAGAAUUUUAGUAUUUAAGAAAUACUAUGCAUAUGAUAAAACCAGUUUCUUGCAAAGGUGUAUCAUAAAACGGAAUAGUUGUUCAGAAUCGGUUAAUAAGGUCACAAUCGACAAGGAUAAAAUUCGUAAUUUCAGUAUAGUGGCACAUGUUGACCAUGGUAAAAGCACCUUAGCGGACAGAUUACUUGAACUAACUGGUGUCAUAAAACCUGGCACAGAACAAACCCAAGUUCUUGACCAGCUGCAGGUUGAAAGAGAGAGAGGUAUUACAGUGAAGGCUGUAACAGCAUCAUUAAACUACACAUAUGAAAAUAAAACUUAUUUAUUAAAUUUAAUAGAUACACCAGGACAUGUGGACUUUUCUAAUGAGGUAGUUCGUAGUGUAACAGCAUGUCAAGGCGUAAUACUACUAGUCGAUGCUAAUGAAGGUGUACAAGCUCAAACAGUUGCGGUACAUUCUUUAGCCAAAAGAAAUAACAUGACCAUAAUACCCACACUGAAUAAAAUUGACUUACCCAGGGCAGAUCCUGACAAAGUUAAAACACAAUUGAAAUCAUUGUUUAAUUUUGAUCCCGAAACAGUCAUGAGCAUAUCAGCCAAGAAAGGCUGGGGCGUAAAGGAAUUAUUAGAAGCAAUAAUAAAGAGGAUACCACCUCCUCCCGUAAGCUCCGAUGGUCAUUUUAGGGCGCACAUUAUAGACACAUGGCAUGAUAAGUAUAGGGGUGUACUAUGCCUAGCAUAUAUUCAUUCAGGAAAGAUACAAAUCGGACAAGCAGUAAAAUGGUUGUCAGAAACUAAACAACAAACAGUAAAAUCCUUGGCACUGUUGAGACCAAAAGAAGAACCCAUUGAUGAAGCAACUGCUGGUCAAGUUGUAAUGGUGGGUUGUGGACCCAAGGGUGGUGGCAGUGUUGGUGAUCAGUUACUGUCAACAGAUUACCCUUUAAAAGAAAUAAGUACUAGCACUAAUCAUGUUAAGCAUAUGGUGUAUGCCGGUAUCUUUCCUGCAGAUCAGUCACAACACACCCUUCUCAGUGACGCCAUCAAGAAACUGGCUUUGAAUGAUUCAGCUGUCUCUAUGCACCCAGAUUCCAGCCCGGCUUUAGGACAAGGUUGGAGAGUUGGCUUCUUGGGGCUUCUACAUCUUGAUGUAUUCACCCAACGUCUUCUACAGGAGUACAAAGCUGAAGCCAUAUUGACGGCCCCUUCAGUCCCUUAUAAAGUAAAAGUGAAAGGUGCUAAAAUUAUCAAACAAUAUAAAGGAGAUGAAGUUAUUAUCACAAACCCAUUACUACUGCCAGAUCCGAAUAACAUUGAGGAGUAUUAUGAACCUUUCGUAAUAGGUACAAUAAUAACGCCCGUCGAAUACAUAGGCCCAGUAACAACACUAUGCCUGGACCGGCGAGGCUCUCCCCUACCAACCAGUGCAGUAGAUGACAAAAAUACGUUGAUGCAAUUCAUACUGCCUUUGUCGGAAAUCGUGGUAGAUUUCCAUGAUACGCUUAAGAGUAUAACUUCAGGUUUCGCCAGCUUCGAUUACCAAGAUCACGGUUUCCACCCCAGUGCUCUAGCGAGGAUGGAUAUUUUAUUAAAUGGCGUACUUGUAGAAGAAUUGUCGACGAUAGUACACGUCAGUCGUUUGGAGUAUAAUGCGAGACGGCUGACAGAAAAACUCAAAGAAAUGAUCCCACGACAGAUGGUGCAGGUUGCUAUCCAAGCUGUGGUAGGCGGAAAAGUUUAUGCUAGAGAAACUUUAAAAGCUUACAGAAAAGAUGUCACUGCAAAAUUGUAUGGUGGCGACGUAACCAGACGAAAAAAAUUACUGAAGCAACAAGCCGAAGGGAAAAAGAAAAUGAGGAGCGUGGCUAACAUAAAAAUACCAAGGAAUACAUUUAUAGAUGUUCUAAAGAGAUAAAAAUUAAUAUAAAUUUCGUUAAACGAAUUUCUCUUUUAUUUUCGGAAAAUUCAUAAAGUGUUAUUACAGUUUAGAAUGUAUAAUACUAUUUACUAAAGUCUGGAAUACUUGUCGCAAGUAAAAACUUCAGCAAAUACCUCAAUAGGAACAAAGACACUGCCAGGAGGCUGUAUUUAAGUAUAUGUCCAGAAGUGUGCAAGAUUUAGCGGUGUUGGACACCUCACGCAACGCUACUCUAUGAAAUGUCAUGAAACAUCAUAAAGUCUUUCUUCUAUAGUGCGACAGAUUUUAUCACUAUACCGGCUUUAAUCUUCUUUAAAAAAAGCUGCCAGUGCGACGGACUCGCCCAUGAAGGGUUUCGUAGUAGCAAGUAACAUAAUAUAAAACCUGUCCCCCGCGCGCUCUGCAAUCGCUACCUAUCAAGCCACGCCCUAUUACUUUUUUUUUAAUUUAUUAUUAGAAAAUAAUGGUUCACA
Chilo suppressalis (striped riceborer) is the source of this 2611-nucleotide messenger RNA. Lineage: Eukaryota; Metazoa; Arthropoda; Insecta; Lepidoptera; Crambidae. The record is from the annotation of a GenBank genome assembly.